Molecule: messenger RNA, 1860 nt
Organism: Silurus meridionalis
Lineage: Eukaryota; Metazoa; Chordata; Actinopteri; Siluriformes; Siluridae
Exons: 11
Coding region: 830-1738 (302 amino acids)
Biological process (GO): protein deglycosylation
Molecular function (GO): N4-(beta-N-acetylglucosaminyl)-L-asparaginase activity
Source: RefSeq, a predicted model, not a curated record
UCCAUGCCUUGGAGUAGAAAUAGUGCAUAAAGACAACAUUCAUUCAAGCUCAGUAGCUACACUCUGAUUUACUCUGAUGCACAUUGGUUAAAAAUAGAUAUCUGGCAUCUCUUCUUAGAUGCAAUGUCUGGGUUUAGGCUCUGAGCUGAGGAAAUCCUCAGGAUUGAGUGAAGGCGUAUAUCAGUGGGACUCCUGAGAACAGUUUCUCACAGAGAUAUGUGCUGGUGAACAUAGAGAGUAUUAGAGCAGCUUGGACACAGAGUUGGAGCAGUGUGUCGGAGAGGAAACAUGGAAACUGUGCAGCACACACAGAGUCGUACUUUGACUCGAGCGUGUCUCUACACUGGAGUUCAAUCAGCUCCAUUUGGAGGUUGGUUGGUGAGCUUUCCAAGUCAACCACAAACGGAUUACUGAGCAGUUCAAAUCUGCAUUUUAGGGCUUCAAAGUCGGCUAAGUUUUUAGCGGCCUCGACUGACGCGCUAAUGAAAGCUAAUAUGCCACAACUCUGUACCACUAAGGACUCCGAAGCAUAGAGAAGCAUAGAGAGGCGGUUGGCGAAGGAUCCCGCAAAGGCAGUUGCAUUUGUUAAUGUGUUUUUGGAUUUGUUGUUUUGUUUUUGGAUUUGUUAAUUUGUUUUCGGGUUUUGUUAAUGUGUUUUGCACUUCUCGGCCACCGUAGAUAUACCCUGCCAAUGAAUCCAUAGGACGACGUGGAUGGAGACAAAGUCAAGUUCUCACUGAUCAUUUCUGGUGUUUACAGGUCACUCAGCCAAUACUGGAAAUAGCUGUACCUGGUUGUACAGACCCAGAGGCAGCAUAAGGGAUUCAGCAUGGCUGCUGUGGGCACUUGGUCCUUCUCGCUCCCUGCUGUAGAAAGGAUGCAGUGCAUGAUUCUAGCUGGACAACAUUCCACCGAUGUUGUUGAGAAUGCAAUUGCAGAUGUGGAAAAUGACGUGCAGACAGGCUGUUAUAUAGUGGGAAGAGGAGGCUUCCCAAAUAACAAGGGAAUAGUAGAAUGUGACGCAGCAAUAAUGGAAGGUUUACCUGGGAGAUUUGGGGCAGUAGCUGCAUUGCGUGGGGUAGGGCAGCCAUGUCGGGUAGCACGCCAAGUAAUGGAAAGAAGUCCUCACAGCUUAUUAGUUGGUGAAGGAGCUGAAGCUUUUGCACGGGAGAAAGGUUUUAUCAUUGAGCCCAAUAACAACAUGCUCUCAGACCAUACAGCUACUGCGUAUCAGUGCAACUUUAAUUUGUCUUUAUGUUUUUCAUUUGAUGUGAAACUUAAGGAAUUUCUUAAAAGUGGGAAACAAGUCAGAGGCCAUGAUACUAUAGGUCUCAUUGCUUUGGAUCUUACAGGAAAUAUAACUGUGGGUGUUUCUACAUCAGGAAAACCCUUCAAGGCUCCAGGGCGAGUGGGAGACUCUCCACUUCCUGGUUGUGGCCUUUAUGCUGACCACACAGUGGGUGCUGCAGCAGUGACAGGUGAUGGAGAUAAAAUCAUGUGCUACUGUCCUAGCUUUCAGAUUGUACAAUUGAUGAGACAGGGGUUGUCUCCAAAGGAAGCCUGUUGUUCUGUCCUUGCUGAUAUAAAGAAAAGGACAGGAGAAGACAAAUGCUUUGAGAUUGGGCUUAUUGCCUUAAAUUUGAAGGGAGAAGUUGGUGCCGCUUCCUCAGUGGAAUUCCCAUAUACCUUCUGGAACCAGGGAAUGGAUUCCGUGGAAAAGCACGUCCUUUCUUAUUAAAGUUCCUUUUCUGUCUUAACAUAAACUUUCAAAUAAGCAAAUUCAAUGUAAUGGAAUCUUUAUACAUAAUUGCAUAAAAGCAUGGAUUUCACUUUAUAAUAAAGAAUAAUUUAUGAAUAUAA